This is a messenger RNA of Gorilla gorilla gorilla (western lowland gorilla), 819 nucleotides long. RefSeq names its product ribosomal protein L21 (gene RPL21). Gene Ontology annotation, biological process: translation. The coding region runs from base 287 to 769 and encodes 160 amino acids. The record is from RefSeq and is a predicted model, not a curated record. Gene Ontology annotation, cellular component: ribosome. Lineage: Eukaryota; Metazoa; Chordata; Mammalia; Primates; Hominidae. The transcript is spliced from 6 exons. Gene Ontology annotation, molecular function: structural constituent of ribosome.
AUCUUCCAGGUAGGGCCUACGCGUGGCUCUCGGGCGCUAGGUGUUCGACAGACUUGAACCGCGACCUUGUGGCCUCAGAGGUCGUUCAUUGGGACCGUGGGGAGACCCUCUAACCUGUUUGAGGUCCAUUGGCAUGGGCGGGUUAAACCAUGUUCUGCCAGACGGGGAGCAGCGUGCGCCGGGUCGGGCCUGGUCCGUGGGCUGAGAACCGGACUGCGAUGUUGCGGCCCUGCGGGGGGACAUUUGCGAGAAAGACGAGACUGAGUCGCUUGGGUAAUUCGCCAAAAUGACGAACACAAAGGGAAAGAGGAGAGGCACCCGAUAUAUGUUCUCUAGGCCUUUUAGAAAACAUGGAGUUGUUCCUUUGGCCACAUAUAUGCGAAUCUAUAAGAAAGGUGAUAUUGUAGACAUCAAGGGAAUGGGUACUGUUCAAAAAGGAAUGCCCCACAAGUGUUACCAUGGCAAAACUGGAAGAGUCUACAAUGUUACCCAGCAUGCUGUUGGCAUUGUUGUAAACAAACAAGUUAAGGGCAAGAUUCUUGCCAAGAGAAUUAAUGUGCGUAUUGAGCACAUUAAGCACUCUAAGAGCCGAGAUAGCUUCCUGAAACGUGUGAAGGAAAAUGAUCAGAAAAAGAAAGAAGCCAAAGAGAAAGGUACCUGGGUUCAACUAAAGCGCCAGCCUGCUCCACCCAGAGAAGCACACUUUGUGAGAACCAAUGGGAAGGAGCCUGAGCUGCUAGAACCUAUUCCCUAUGAAUUCAUGGCAUAACAGGUGUUAAAAAAAAAAAAAAUAAAGGACCUCUGGGCUACAAAAAUGUU